Molecule: messenger RNA, 4956 nt
Organism: Salmo salar (Atlantic salmon)
Lineage: Eukaryota; Metazoa; Chordata; Actinopteri; Salmoniformes; Salmonidae
Product: V-set and transmembrane domain-containing protein 2-like protein
Cellular component (GO): membrane
Source: RefSeq, a predicted model, not a curated record
UGGAGAUGCUUGCUUGCCGAUGCACAGGGAACCAACAGUGCUUAUAAUUUUGGGCAGGCUACUGUCAGUCUACAACUUGCGCAGUAAAGCGCACUUUUUGUCCAGGGGUUAUUUUGCAUUUCGGAGGGGACUGUCAUCCAGGACGGAUUGGAUACAUGUUAGUGAACGUGCUCUGCCUAAUGUGAGAUUUUCGUCCACCACUUGAAACAAGAACAAUAGCAAUGGGAUCAUUUCGAGUGAUAAUAGGGAUUUUACAUUAUAUGGGACUCUAUAGUCAACUUAACGCUGCUUCCAAACCGGCUGUGCCCGCCGAGGUGGACAAUCAUAUAUCUGGAAAUGCUGUCUUCACAGAGGUUCCUCAUGACAUCACGACGCAGAGCGGUCAGGACGUGGAGAUGGCCUGUUCGUUCCGGGGGGCGGGCCCCUCCUACUCCUUGGAGAUCCAGUGGUGGUACAUGAAGAACCACAGAGACUGGCCAGAGAAACCCACCUGGACCACCAAUCAGGUGGUUCCCAUGGAGAUGUCUAAAGAUGCCGCAAAAAUAAGUGUGGUAAAAGUGGCCGGGAGCAACAUCUCCCACAAGCUUCGCCUCUCCAGCAUCAAGCGGUCGGACGAGGGCACGUACGAGUGCCGUGUCAUCGACUUCAGCGGCAGCGUGGCGCAACACCACCGUGUCCGGGCCUACCUGCAGGUGGAGGCUGAACGAAGCCUGGGCCACAUCUCGGCAGACACCCUGCCUCAGGAGCCUCGGCACAGGGGACAGGGGAGCCAGGCGGAUCUACACCAAACAGAGGGCCGGGAACUGAAGAGGCGUUCGGCCGAUGACAGCACCACGGACUGCACUGAGAGCUGUGUGCUCUAGAGGUUAUUGUGUCCAGAUGGGAAGAACAGGAGUGCAUGUUCCCGAUUAUCAUAAGAAGGAUGAUUGUUUUAACACCCACAGAGAGGCCUGGACAAAAACAGGACUCUUUCUGCUUAAUUUAUAUGUUCAUUUAUGAAUCGAUUUGUUUGGCUUGUUUGUUUGUCUUAUAUUUCUUUAUGCUUGUUUGGAUUAGGAUUGUCAGAGACCACCAGGGGGCAUGAUCGUACGUUAUCUUGGUUCUCAAUGUAAUGUUAUUUCUCAUCACUUUCGUUAAAGCCCCAGUGCAGUCAAAAACGUGUUUUCCUGUAUUUAAUAUAUUUCCACACCAUGAGGUUUGAUUAAUACUGUGAAAUUGUCAAAAUUAUGAUUAUGCCCUUUUAGUGUAAUAGCUGUUUGAAAAGAUUGGCUGAAAUUUCUGCCUGUUUUGGUGGGAUGGAGUUUGGCCUGCCUCGUGACAUCAUAAUGGACCAAUAAGAAAGAGAGUUCCAGACCUCUCUGGCAGAUAGUUUUCCCCUCCCCACUCAGACCACUCCCAGACAGUCCUAUCAAAAUUCUUGCUUUAGAAAUUGCUAUUUGCUAAGAACCUAUUUUUGUUUAUUUUUUACAAUUUUAUUUGGAAACUAUCACAAUAAGGUACUUAAUUGUUACCCAAAAAUGAUUUGAUAUUGAGAUAAAUACGGCUGCAUUUGACCUUUAAAUGCUUUGUCCAUGAUUUCUGACUCUGGGAUUGUGAUGGGUGAAGAUGAGGGUAUUGUUGGCUGGAGAGGAGAUGGCGGUAAGGCCUGUGUCUCAAAAGUCUGAAUUUCAUUCCUUCCCUUGUCUCCAUUCCUUCUUAAGCACUGAUAUGAAAUGACUGGAAAGGGACAAGGCAAUAUAGUAGGAACCAAUCCAGAUCUUUCCCUAUCUGUAGUUAUAAAGUAAAGGAGACGAGGAGAGAAAGACACCCCAUGAUAGAUUGAUUGGAUAGGGAGAUUUUGCUCUCAGUGAUGUAUACAUUGAAAUGCCUCGUUCCUCAAUGGUGUUUUAUGGAAAUGUAUGCCAAAAAAAGUUACAGUAUUUACAUGCAAACUACACUUUUUAUUUUAUCAAGGUCUGUGAAAGUACUUUGGAGAGUUGUUUUUUGGUUUGUACUUACAUUUUGCUUUAUCUAAAGGGUGUAACUAUUUAAACCACUUCUAGAAUGUCUAACGGAAACCCAAACAUACAUGUAUGCCUUCAUCACCUGGAAUAAACUGUAUAAUAUUGUCUUCACAAUACACACACACACUUUUCCUAUCAACACAACACAAUUUAUUCAGUGCUAAGUAACCAAAUGAAUCAUAUGGCACAUAGUGGGUUGGCUUUCUGGACCCAGAUUAAGCCUGUGCUGGACGAAAAUGCACUUUCAAUGGAAAUUCCCCAUUGAGAAUAAUUUUUAGUCCUGGACUAGGCUUAAUAUGUGUCAGAGAAACCUCCCCAGAGUAUGUUAAUCCUUGCUUUUUUGUCAUUCUAUUUCCAACUAGUGUUGGGCUUUUUUGUGCAAUUAUUUCAUCAGUAGAGUUAAAAUGACAGUUAAGGUAUGUUUUUUUCAACUCUUUUCAUGUUCGUCUUCUUGACAGUGUUUGUUCUUCAAUCUAAGUGCUGCUGUUUGAUAUCUAUUCUGUUAAAUACUUUUAUUUGAUGGGAAACCUUUGGUCUUUAGAUUUUUUAUUUUUAUUGUUUCAGUUAAAGUACUGUUAUGUCUGCGUGAUCUCCUGUCAGAGAAAAAAAGUAAUUCACAGAAAUCAAAACAUUUGAACUUGAUGGUUGAUGAAAGAGUUGAUUGUCAAUAGGCAGAGUGCGCUGUUUGAAAAGGAAAGGGAGGUCUUAAAUGCACAACAGGACCAUGGAUGCUUGUAUUCUUCUACAUCUGCUUUGCUGUGAUCAGGAAUACACCAGCAAACACCUUUUGAAGCAUCUGUCAGAUAUAGUUGUCAUGAAUUACAUGUAAGGAGAAUAGAAGCUUCAUUAUUGCAGUGUUUUGAGAUUUUAUGACAGACUAUGUACCACCUGUUAGUAUUUCCAAGAUAAACGGACAGGUACAUAUUUAACAAAACCCUGAAUAACCCGUGAAUAAUAUAUUAACUGUACAAUCCUGAAAAUUACAUUUUAGACAAUUAGCACCCACUCUUACCCAGAGCGACUUACAAUUAGUGCAUUCAAAUAUAUGAGGUGUGGAUCAAUUGAUUGUUUUUUACGCUUCUCUUAAAAGUUGCUUAGCUGGUAAAUUGUAGAAUGAAGUUGUCGCUAUACACUGAAGGACAGACAGUUCUAUGUUUAAAAAAAAGUUUAACCAUUCAUUACAUAUCAUUGGAAGGUAAGGUGACGGUUAUAUACUCUCUGAACAUUUAAAAGGAGAGCUGGGAUGUGGAAUGCAACAUCAUCAAUGUUAUGCUGCCAUUGUGAAAUAUUUUAGGAAAUAUAUGGAACAAUUCCUGUCAUAUUUAUUAAAUCCCCCCCAAAAUUGUCUUUUUUUUAUUUGGUCCCUUCAGUUGGUCUAUGUUGGUUUGAGGACACAACAACAGAAUAUGAAGUGUUACACAGCCCCCCUUUUCACUCUUCCCAUCUUCUUAUCCUCAUUUGGGGUGCACUACUGCCACACACAGUCCUAACAAUGAAUUACAAUUACCAGUGCUCCUCAGCCUGCUUAAUUGCACUUCCUUGUUUAAACAAUAGAGGUCUGUGUUACACAUCCUAUCACCUGCUGACCAUAUUGACCAUAAAAAAACAGGACCCUAACCUGCCAUUACACAUAUCUGAGACUCCUUAUCCCUUUGAAAAGUAAUUUCUCAGUAAUGACUCUGGUGCGGUUUUCAGUGGAGUGAUUUUACAAUCACGGACCACAGUAACAAAAGGUUGCACCAUGAACCAUGCAGUCAACUCUUCCUAACUUAGAAAAGUAAGGUUAUGGUCAUGAGCUUCUGCUGAUGCCUAAAUAUCCACUGUGAAGUUACAGUUAAGCUCUUAGAUAUUGCCUUUGCGUAUGCAUGUGAGGUAAUUCCCGUGUAACCGAUGUGAAAUGGCUAGUUAGUUAGCGGUGGUGCGCUAAUAGCGUUUCAAUCAGUGACGUCACUCGCUCUGAGACUUGAAGUAGGGUUUCCCCUUGCGUUGCAAGGGCCGCGGCUUUUGUGGCGCGAUGGGUAACGAUGCUUCGUGGGGUGUUAGUUGUUGAUGUGUGCAAGGAUCCCUGGUUCGAGCCCGGGUUGGGGCGAAGAGAGGGACGGAACCUACACUGUUACACCCGCAUGGAUGUGAGGCAGUUCAAGUCUUUUCAGAUGGUUGGAAACAUGCUUCAUUUCAGCAGAGCUAGUUCACUGUAGUGCUCUUAAAGAGGCAAUCUGCAGUUACCACAUCAAUUUAGUUUACUUAUAAAUGAAUGACAUGUAGCCAUUGAUUCUUGAAGAAUCAUGAGCUUAGUUCAACCAUUAUACCCCAUCAGAACCCAAAAUAUAAGCUUGUUUGAAAACAAAGCCAAUGUAAAGAAGCACCAUAUAGCAUCAAAACAUGGUUAAAACUAUCAUUUUAAUACCAGGGAUGGUCAGUCCUUGCAUCAAUAGCUUUGUAUAUGAAUUUGAGAGUGGAUAUAUUUCUCCAGCUCCAUCCCUCAGCUUUUUACUGAAACGGAAGGGGAGAAUGCUUUGUAAUUGUUUUAACUGCUGAUUGUCACUUUAAGCGUGUCUGGAAAUGCUGUAGGAAUUCCAGCCCAGAUGAACACGCUGAAGUGAUCAUUGCAUCAACAUGACACAACAGCUGCAAUGUUAAGAAUAUGCCAAGGGCAGGUUAGAGUUGUCUGAGGUCAUUGGUAAAACUACCAUCAGAAUAAUAGUAUGUUUGUGUUUGCACAUUUGCUUUACAACUUAUACUUGUACUUGUUUAGCUUGUUUUCAAACAAUCAAAUUAUUUAACAGGAAAUCAUAAAGUAAGAGAUAAAUAAUUCUGAAUUUCUUGGGAGAGUGGUUUUGUAAACCUGUCACCAUCUCUUGGUAGCAGUAGAUUGUAUUGUAUCUGACAUUUUAUAAAUACAACUUAAUGUUUUGUCAAAGUUAACAAUAAAAUGAACAAUCAGUGCAUACAA